Molecule: messenger RNA, 2165 nt
Organism: Theobroma umbraticum
Lineage: Eukaryota; Viridiplantae; Streptophyta; Magnoliopsida; Malvales; Malvaceae
Product: wall-associated receptor kinase-like 2
Biological process (GO): cell surface receptor signaling pathway; protein phosphorylation
Cellular component (GO): plasma membrane
Molecular function (GO): protein serine/threonine kinase activity; ATP binding
Source: RefSeq, a predicted model, not a curated record
UGAUAGAUAUAGAAGAUAUAAUAAUUAAAGAACGAAGCAAGCCUAGCAUACAAGUUUAGCAUGCAUUACAUCCCAAUUCCAUGGGGCUUUCUUCAUUAUCCCACUUUCUCUAUACGCUUAUGCUUCUGUCACAGUUUCAUCAUCCCUCGCAUGCCCAACAAGAGUACAUAGAUAAUGCACAGCUCCUCUGCAAUAGAGCUGUUUCCAUAUCCAAAGGCUACUUUUGUAACAGGAUUCAGAGGUCCUGCGCCUCCUUUCUCACCUUCCGUCCCCAGCCUCCUUAUGACUCUCCUGAAAGCAUUGCCUCCUUGCUCGGCUCCAACGCCUCCUUCAUUGCCUCCAUCAACAACGUCUCUGUCACCCACAAGUUUUCUCCUGACAAGAUUGUUAUAGUCCCGAUCACUUGUUCUUGUUGGGGCAGUUUGUUCCAGCACAUCGCCCCUUACACUAUCCGUCCAGGGGAUACGUAUUUCAACAUAGCCAAUAAUACUUACCAAGGCCUGACCACUUGCCAGGCUCUGGAUGGUCAAAAUUAUUACGAUGGUGAGAAUCUUAUGGUGGGUGAACAGCUAACGGUUCCACUGCGAUGUGCUUGUCCUAGCCAAAUCCAGACAGAUGAUGGCGUGGCUUUUUUGCUGACUUACCUUGUGACAUGGGGAGAUUCUCUAGCCUCUAUUGGGAAUUUAUUCGGGGCUGAUGUACAAAGCAUAGUUGCUGCAAACAAUGUAACAGCGGAAGAUCCCAUCUUCCCUUUUACGCCUUUGUUGAUUCCAAUGAGAAGUGAAAGCUGCAGUAAAAAUCCUGGAAGUUUGCUCUGUAGCUGUCCAAACGGCCGAUAUGCAUAUGAGUUGGAAGAUGGCCAUAACUGCGCAGCGCAGGAUAAGAGGCAAGAGAGUUUCUCACUUAAAUUGGCAACCAUUUUAGGUGUCGGUAUUGGUAUGGGGUUUCUUUGUUUAGCAGUUACUGGUUACAACAUGUAUUUACGACUACGAAAAAGAAAGGACCGAAUCCAUAGAGAGAAAUUCUUUAAGCAGAACGGGGGCUUGUUGUUAAAUCAAGGACUGUCGUGUUUCGGGAGUGGAGAAAAUUCAAAAAUAUUUGCUGCCGAGGAGCUACAGAAAGCGACGGACAACUUCAACCAGAGUAGGAUUUUGGGACAGGGAGGCUUUGGGACGGUUUACAAAGGAAUGUUAUAUGAUGGUAGAAUUGUUGCUAUUAAAAGGUCUAAAGCAAUAGAUAAGUCCCAAAUCCAGCAGUUUAUAAAUGAAGUUGUCAUUCUUUCCCAAAUCAAUCAUCGGAACAUCGUCAAAUUACUGGGUUGUUGUUUAGAGACUGAGUUUCCUAUUCUAGUGUACGAGUUCAUACCAAAUGGUACCCUUUUUCACCAUAUUCAUGAACAAGAUAAUGAGUCCUCACUUUCUUGGGAAAAUCGUUUGAGAAUUGCCUGUGAAGUCGCUGAAGCAGUAGCCUACAUGCAUUCUGCAGCUUCGAUUCCCAUCUUUCAUCGUGAUAUUAAAUCUUCCAACAUCCUCCUAGACGAUAAAUACAAUGCCAAAGUGUCCGAUUUCGGUACUUCAAAAUCAAUUCCUGAUGAUAAAACUCACUUAACCACACUUGUACAAGGAACAUUUGGAUAUUUGGAUCCAGAAUACUUUCAGUCAAGCCAAUUCACAGAAAAAAGUGAUGUUUAUAGCUUUGGGGUUGUGCUUAUUGAGCUCUUAACAGGGGAGAAACCAGUCUCUUUUGCCCGAGCUGAGGAAGAAAGAAACCUCGUUGCAUACUUCAUUGCAUCGACAAAAGAGAACAAGUUGCUACAGAUUUUAGACGACCGAAUCGCUAAAGAAGCUACCAAAGAGGAUAUUUAUGCUGUUGCAUACCUUGCAAUUAGAUGCUUGAGAUUGAAUAGCAAGAAGAGGCCUACAAUGAAGGAGGUGUCAAUGGUGCUUGAAGGAUUGAGACACUCACAUAGAUGCCUAGAUAUCCAUGAACAAGCCCAAUUAAUAAGUGAUGAAAUAUCAGAGCAUACUGUUAUCGAAGUUGAAGAAGAAUCGAUCUUCUCUCUUGAUUUGGAUUCUGUUGACAUGGAAUGACUAUGUUGUUAUGUGCGCGAAAUGCAUGAACUUUGAUGAUGUACUUAUAUGGGGAAAGUAUGUUUAUUCUUAGAA